Coffea arabica (coffee) is the source of this 2355-nucleotide messenger RNA. The record is from RefSeq and is a predicted model, not a curated record. NCBI's taxonomy places the organism in Eukaryota, Viridiplantae, Streptophyta, Magnoliopsida, Gentianales, Rubiaceae.
AUGACCCUAAGGAGCGGGAAGGAAAUUCUGGGGCCUGAGCCUGUGAUCUCUAAGGACAAGGAUGAGGAAAAGAUCGAGAAUGAGCUUGAGAGGGAGGACAACAAUGGUGCAGAUCCAAAAGUAUUUCCAGACCCAGUAAUUACAGUUAAAACUAACCCGCCUCCUUUUCCUAGCAGGUUGGAAAAAUCGAAGAAGCAGGAUAAGGAGAAGGAGAUCUUGGAGGUGUUUCGCAAGGUUGAGAUAAAUAUCCCCCUGUUAGACGCAAUCAUACAAGUGCCGAAGUAUGCCAAGUUUCUAAGGGACUUGUGUGUCAACCGAAAGCGGUUGAGGGGAGAUGAAAGGGUCAUUGUUAGGGAAAAUGUGUCAGCGGUCCUGCAGAGAAAGCUUCCACCAAAGUGCGGGGACCCAGCUGAUUUUUAUGUACUUGACAUGGAUGAUGAUUAUUCCCCUGAUCCCUCACCUUUGUUAUUAGGUAGACCCUUUUUUAGCACAACACAAACAAAAAUUGAUGUUAAUAAGGGUACCUUGUCCAUAGAGUUUGAUGGGAAAAUUGAAGUUUUUGAAACUGUUGGCAGGGAUGAGUUGGAGGUGGCUUUAACCAAGGACCUCGAGUUGAAGACAACUGCUGAGGUGGAGUGGAGCGAGGAUCUAAAAUGCACAAUAGGUGCAUUACACUCAUUGCCGAUCACCACAAAAAGGUAUGAAGUCUUGCCUAUUUUUAUUCUCGAACCUCACCAGAGGGUAUUGCCAUCUGUGGUGCAGGCACCUGUAUUGGAGUUGAAACCUCUACCAGAGCACUUGAAAUAUGCGUAUCUGGGCGACAACGAGACACUCCAGAUUAUUAUAUCAGCUGCACUCUCGAAAACUCAUGAGGAGAAGUUGAUCCGAGUCCUUAGAGAGCAUAAAGAGGCGAUAGGUUGGACAAUCGCAAACAUUAAGGGGAUCAGCCCGGCCAUCUGUAUUUACCGGAUUAGACUGGAAGAGAAUGCUAAACCUGUUCGGCAGGCUCAAAGGAGGCUCAACCCCCUCAUGAUGGAAGUUGUAAAGAAAGAAAUUUUAAAAUUGCUAGACGUGGGGAUUAUUUUUGCAAUAUCAGAUAGCCCUUGGGUGAGUCCGGUCCAGGUAGUCCCAAAGAAGGCAGGAGUGACGGUAGAGGCCAACCAAACGGGAUAUUUUCAGAUAGCAAUUGCACCAGAGGAUCAAGAGAAGACAACAUUCAAGUGCCCGUUUGGGACCUUCGGGUACAGACGGAUGCCAUUCGGGUUGUGCAACGCACCUGCAACAUUCCAGAGGUGCAUGAUAAAUGUAACCUUCGAAUUCGAUGACAAGUGUGAGAGAGCCUUCGACAAGUUGAAGGAACUAUUAACCUCGCCACCGAUCAUUCAACCUCCUGACUGGAGUUUGCCAUUUGAGAUCAUGUGCGAUGCCAGUGAUCAUGCCGUAGGGGCUGUGUUGGGGCAAAGAGUAGGAAAGGCAGCUCACGUCAUCUACUACGCAUUUCGAGUUUUGAAUGGGGCCCGGUUUAAUUAUUCCACCACUGAGAAGGAGCUCCUUGCAGUUAUUUUUGCUUUAGAAAAAUUCAGGUCAUAUUUGUUAGGUGCUAAAGUAAUUGUAUUUUCUGAUCAUGCAGCAUUAAGGUACCUAAUGACCAAGAAAGAUGCAAAAUCGAGACUCAUCAGGUGGAUAUUGCAACUACAGAAAUUUGACCUGGAGAUAAGGGAUAAAAAAGGUUCGGAGAAUCUAGUAGCUGACCAUUUGAGUCGCAUACCAGUUGGAAAAGAGAACGAGCCAUUGAAGGAUGCAUUCUCUAAAGAGCAUUUAUUUUCCUUAAAUUCUCAAUUGCCUUGGUAUGCUGAUUUAGUCAAUUAUCUAGUAACGGGUAAUUUUCCUGCAGGUUGGCCGAAAUCGAAGAGAGAUAAAUUGAAAAGCGAUGCCAAGUACUUCAUCUGGGAUGACCCGUACCUGUGGAAGAGAUGUGCAGAUCAAGUGAUGAGGCAAUGUGUAAGUGAGAUUGAAUUUAAAUCAAUUUUAACCUUUUGUCAUACUUUUACCUGUGGAGGUCAUUUUGGACCCAAGAGAACUGCUCAUAAGGGUAUAGAUUUCAUGGGGCCUUUUUCUACUUCAUUUGGUUUUAUAUAUAUUUUGCUGGCAAUUGAUUAUGUGUCUAAAUGGGUGGAGGCUAAGGCCACUCGGACUAAUGACUCGAAAGUAGUUGCAAAUUUUAUCAGGUCUAAUAUUUUUAUGCGAUUUGGAAUGCCAAAAGCUAUUGUCAGUGAUAGGGGAACGCAUUUCUGCAACAAAACCAUAGUUACGUUAUUUCGGAAGUAUGGAGUACUCCACAGGGUCUCAACGUGA